Messenger RNA from Penicillium crustosum, 1170 nucleotides. RefSeq names its product replication factor C subunit 3. Gene Ontology annotation, cellular component: DNA replication factor C complex; Elg1 RFC-like complex; nucleus. Gene Ontology annotation, biological process: DNA-templated DNA replication; DNA repair. The record is from RefSeq and is a predicted model, not a curated record. Bases 1 to 1170 code for a protein of 389 amino acids. The transcript is spliced from 5 exons. NCBI's taxonomy places the organism in Eukaryota, Fungi, Ascomycota, Eurotiomycetes, Eurotiales, Aspergillaceae. Gene Ontology annotation, molecular function: ATP binding; DNA clamp loader activity; ATP hydrolysis activity.
AUGUCAGACUACGAGGAUGCAAUGGACGUGGAUGCGCCCAAGGACGUCCAAUUUAGCUCUGACAACGCGAGUGGAAAAAAGAGAACUGUCGCCGAUCUACCAGUCGAGGCUCAAGAUAAUUUGCCAUGGGUCGAGAAAUACCGACCAAGCAGCCUAGAUGAUGUCUCUGGCCAUCAAGACAUUCUCGCGACUAUCAACCGAUUCGUGGAGACAAAUCGACUUCCCCAUCUCCUCCUCUACGGACCUCCAGGAACCGGAAAGACCUCCACUAUCCUGGCCCUGGCGCGGCGGAUCUACGGCACCAAAAACAUGCGGCAGAUGGUGUUGGAGCUGAAUGCAAGUGAUGACCGUGGUAUUGAUGUUGUUCGAGAACAAAUCAAGACUUUUGCAAAUUUUCAAUAUGGCCCCCAAGGCACUGCCGGCUCCCCUCUGGCAGGCUUCAAGCUUAUCAUUCUGGACGAAGCCGAUGCGAUGACUUCAACCGCACAAAUGGCCCUCCGCCGUAUCAUGGAGCGCUACACGGCCAAUACCCGAUUCUGCGUUAUUGCCAACUACACACAUAAGCUGUCUCCGGCACUCCUGUCCCGGUGUACACGAUUCCGGUUUAGUCCAUUGAAGGAAGUUGAUAUUCGGACUUUGGUUGACAAGGUCAUUGAGAACGAGGGUGUUCGGAUACAGCCUGAUGCGGUUGAUAGUUUAGUGACACUAAGCAAAGGUGAUAUGCGACGAGCCCUCAACGUGCUUCAGGCAUGCUUUGCCAGCAGUAUCCCGCUGCCGAUGAGAGACGCCCCUAAAGCCCCUCGUCCCGAGCCUGAGACUGUCACUAAUGCGACGAUCUAUGACUGCAUUGCCGCCCCGCACCCGUCCGAUAUUCAAGAAAUCAUGACCACUAUCCUCUCCACCAGCGAUGUCACUUCCUGUCUGAACACCGUGCAAACUCUCAAGACCACCAAGGGUUUGGCUUUGGCGGACAUCCUCUCGGCACUAGCCGACCAACUCCAACAGCUUGAAGUUCCCGCUCAAACACGUAUCACAUGGCUUGAGGGACUGGCCGAGAUUGAAUGGCGACUUGCCGGAGGUGGUUCGGAAGCUAUUCAGACUGGAGGGCUGGUCGGGGUGGUGCGAAAUGGAUGUGAGCUAAUGAGUGACAAGGGUGUUACGGUGGCAUAA